Suillus subalutaceus is the source of this 363-nucleotide messenger RNA. RefSeq lists its product as uncharacterized. The transcript has 2 exons. Bases 1 to 363 code for a protein of 120 amino acids. The record is from RefSeq and is a predicted model, not a curated record. NCBI's taxonomy places the organism in Eukaryota, Fungi, Basidiomycota, Agaricomycetes, Boletales, Suillaceae.
AUGUCCAACCAAGUUCCCAGAGUUGACCAGUGGAUAUUUGCUUUCUCUGCUUCCCCUAAGGGACGAACAUAUCGCACUCAUAUUUUCCUCCCUUCAACAAUUAUAUCAGCUGCACCCUCAGCUGAGUUGAAGAUCCUUCAUCGAGCCACAUACAAAGAAGAAGUGAGGUUGUGGGAGGAGGAGAGAGAUUGUGCCAAGCUUGAGAAGCGUCAACCAAGGUGGACAAAACCAAAACAGGGCAAAUUAGAGUUGCCGAUACCUAAACCGACUCUUGAUGAUGUUGAAGAAGAUGACGAACGUGGUGUGAACGAAGACGAGGACAUUGACAGCAAUGAUUCUGAUGGUGGGAGCUCAGAGGUUUGA